CUUCUUUCCAAACGCCAAGUUAGUUGUGCUAGUGAGUGCCAAAAUUUAUGGAGACCCAACCUCUCACAAAACAAGGAAUGUCUAUGUACUUCUUCCGGCUGCACAACCUCCGCAGGGCCGAGGAGGACAAAAAGAAGAAGCAGCAACGUCGCAAGGGCAGAGUGGUGGGCUGUCAUCGUUACGCGAACGCAUUGACACUGGCGCCGAGCAGACUCUUCGAAAGGCCACCACUUACCCCAUCGGACAGUCUAGACGAGGUGGCAUUGCAGAUUCCCAGGGUGCGAGUGGAGUAUUAUGUCAAUGAAAAUACAUUUAAGGAACGACUGCAACUAUACUUCAUAAAGAAUCAAAGAUCUAGUCUUAGGAUACGAAUAGCCAAUUUAUUUUUUAAACUGCUCACAUGUAUUCUGUACAUAAUUCGAGUUAUCACGGACCUCGAUCCCACGUAUGCGGCGUGUUACGGAUGUACACCAGGCGACAAAUCCGAAUACAUGAUAUCAGCCAACCUAACAGAAGAAAAAUUUCAAGAAAACCCAAUCAUCAACUGGGAUGCUAUUCUGUGGGUGAACCGCCCCCUCGAACUGUGGAUAGUCCAGGUUAUAUUGGCCAUGAUUAGUCUGACGGAGGCUCUUUUAUUGGCCUAUCUAGGAUACAAGGGGAACAUCUGGCAACAGCUGCUAUCCUUUCAUUUUAUCUUAGAAAUUGUGAAUACUAUUCCAUUUACAUUAACGAUUUUUUAUCCCCCGUUGAGGAAUCUCUUCAUUCCAGUAUUCCUAAAUUGUUGGUUAGCGAAACAUGCGUUAGAAAAUAUGUUCAACGAUCUCCACAGGGCAAUGCAGAAAUCGCAGUCUGCUUUGUCGCAACAGCUCACGAUAUUAUCCGCAACCCUUGUUUGUCUCGUGUUUACAAGCGUCUGCGGAAUCCAGCACUUUCAAAGGGCAGGCCAUCGACACCUCAACCUCUUCCAAGCUACGUAUUACGUUGUGGUUACGUUCUCCACGGUCGGAUACGGGGACUUCGUGCCGGACAUCUGGCCGUCGCAGCUGUACAUGGUCAUCAUGAUCUGCGUUGCGCUUAUCGUGCUACCGACGCAGUUCGAGCAGCUCGCCUUCACGUGGAUGGAGCGCCAGAAGCUCGGGGGCUCCUACUCCUCCCACCGCGCCCAGUCCGAGAAACACGUGGUGGUCUGCAGCACGACCCUCCACGCGGACACCAUCAUGGAUUUCCUGAACGAGUUCUACGCCCACCCGCUCCUGCAGGACUACUACGUCGUCCUACUCUCACCCAUGGAGCUCGACACCACCAUGCGGAUGAUCCUACAGGUGCCCAUAUGGGCGCAGCGCGUCAUCUACAUCCAAGGCUCCUGCCUCAAGGACGGGGACCUCGCCAGGGCGCGGAUGAACGAAGCCGAGGCCUGCUUCGUCCUGGCGGCCAGGAAUUACGCGGACAAAACGGCGGCGGACGAGCACACGAUCCUGAGGUCGUGGGCUGUGAAGGAUUUCGCCCCGAAUGUGGCACAAUACGUUCAGAUUUUCAGGCCUGAAAAUAAGCUCCACGUGAAAUUCGCGGAGUUCGUUGUGUGCGAAGACGAGUUCAAGUACGCUCUUCUGGCUAACAAUUGUACUUGUCCUGGGGCGUCUACCUUGGUUACGUUGCUCCUGCAUACUUCCAGAGGACAAGAAGGCCAGCAGUCUGCAGAGGAAUGGCACCGCCUCUACGGCCGCUGCUCCGGCAACGAAAUCUACCACAUAGUCCUCGGCGACAGCCGCUUCUUCGGCGAAUACGAAGGCAAGAGCUUCACAUACGCCAGCUUCCACUCGCACAGAAAAUACGGAGUCGCGCUGGUAGGAGUGCGUCCCGCAGAACUGCCCGAGUUCUACGAGGACACCAUCCUGCUGAACCCGGGGCCUAGACACAUCAUGAAGAAGAGCGACACGUGCUACUACAUGAGCAUCACCAAGGAGGAGAACUCGUCGUUCACGGUGGCCAACCAGCAGCAGCAGGGCAACAACAAUAAUACUUCCACUGAGCCUGUGAUCGUCACGGCGGAGGAGAAGGCUCCUGCGCCCGCCACCAAAGACGGUACCGGCCCUCCUCAACUAAUUCUGCAAGUUCCCACCUGUGUCACCACGUUUCCGGACAACGCCGGCCUCAGCGACUCGCGGCAGUGCCUCAAAGAGUCCUCGCCCGGGUCCACCACGAUUGAUGUGUCCAUCACGGGGAAUCACCUGGAUAUCCCGCGCGGCGGCGACAACCCCAACUUGCUCAGUCCGGAAACCAUCAACCAGAGGCGCAACUCCCGCAGGCCCAGCAUCCUGCCGGUCCCCGACAUGUUCACCAGCUCGACCCUCAACAUCCCCCAGGACGUGGCCGACGAGAGCGAGGACGAGCUGGAGGACGACGUGCCCUGGCGGUCGCCCAGCGAGAAAAUAGCGUCCAGUCUUACAGACGACUCUGGGGACUCGGAGAGACCCGCAUGGCAUGACGAAUGUGCCCGCAUCGUAAAAGGUUUCCCACCAGUGUCACCAUACAUCGGAGUUAGUCCAACCCUGUGUUACUUGCUCAAAGAAAAGAAGCCUCUGUGUUGUUUGCAACUAGCUCAAGUGUGCGAACACUGCAGUUACCGUAAUGCUCGCGAUUACCAAUGGCAGAACAAGACCAUCAUCCUGGCAGCGGAUUAUGCGUCUAAUGGAAUCUACAACUUCAUCAUACCGUUGAGGGCGCAUUUCCGCUCGAAGACGUCGCUCAACCCGAUCAUACUUCUGCUGGAAAGGCGGCCAGAUAUCGCAUUCCUGGACGCCAUCUCGUACUUUCCGCUUGUUUAUUGGAUGCUGGGGACGAUAGAUUGCUUGGACGACCUCCUCCGAGCCGGGAUCACGUUAGCCGAAAACGUCGUCGUCGUAAACAAGGAGCUAUCCAAUUCCGCAGAAGAAGACUCCUUAGCCGACUGCAACACGAUAGUGGCCGUUCAAACCAUGUUCAAGUUUUUUCCGAGCAUUAAGAGCAUCACGGAGUUGUCGCAGUCGUCCAACAUGCGAUUCAUGCAGUUCAGGGCCCACGACAAAUACGCGCUGCACCUGUCCAAAAUGGAAAAGUACCUGCAAGGACCCCGUGAACGCCAAACCUGUCCCGUAUUUGGUUUACGUUUAGCAAAUCGCGUCAAGAUGGCUUCGCGAAGCCUUUGUAAUAACUUUGGAAUUCCGUGCGUCGUUCUCACCAAGCCCUUGACCUUUAAAAGUACCCACGCCUGCCAUGGGACCCUUACGGACGAACAUAGGGAGAAAGAGCGCGGCUCCCACAUCUCCUACAUGUUUCGGUUGCCCUUCGCCGCCGGGAGCGUCUUCAGCGCCAGCAUGCUGGACACGCUGCUCUACCAGGCCUUCGUCAAGGACUACGUCAUCACCUUCGUGCGGCUGCUGCUCGGGAUCGACCAGGCCCCGGGUUCCGGCUUCCUCACCUCGAUGAAGAUCACCAAGGACGAUAUGUGGAUCCGGACCUACGGCCGGCUCUAUCAGAAGCUGUGCUCGACCACUUGCGAAAUUCCCAUCGGUAUUUACAGGACGCAGGACACUUCCAUAUCGGACUCCUCUCAUGUGAGUAUGAGCGCUCCUUCGUCUGCCUGGUCGAGCUGCGUGCGUGUGCCAUCGCUUGACGAGGAACUUGGACCGGACAGAGUAGGUGUAACUUACCGACCUAAGGACAGCACCAAUUGCUUGGGGUGUACUGACCGCCGUAACUCGAUGUAUUCAAUUAAUAUGGCCGACGAAGCCAAGGAUAAUCACGAGCAACAGAUUGAAAGAGCGGAAAUCGCCAAUCUCGUUAGAUCGCGAAUGGAGAGUUUGAACCUGCCAGCCAUCGAUUAUAACGACGUUAGCGAAAAGAGGAACAGCCUGUCGUACGUCAUCAUCAACCCUAGCUGCGAUCUGAAACUGGAAGAAGGGGACAUCAUCUACCUGGUGCGGCCCAGCCCCUUCUCCGCUCAGAAGACCUUCGAGCGCCACAACAGCCGCCGUAAGUCCAACAUCAGCUUCUGCUCCCAGACGCUCAUCCAGCAGAUGGCCGCCGCCGCCCAGGCCGGCAGCCGGCGCGGCUCCGGCCUCGGCCUCACCGGCUACCAGUCGCCCCGGCCGCCUCCGCUCGCCACCACCAAGUCCAACUCCCUCUCCUUACCCGACAGCCCCACCGUGGCCGGCUACCAGCGCGGCCGCUCCAACUCCCUCCGCGUCAUCGACGACAUCCUCCUCCGCAGGUCCAACUCCCUGCGCCAGGGCCUCACCAGCGUGGGCAGCGGGCGCCGGAAGAGCUCCCUCGAGGACAUCGGCCUGUCGCACUUCUCCACCAACUACAACAACCCCAUCAAGAUCGCGCUGAACGGCAGCAUCGGGCUGGAGGUGACGCCCCCCGAGGAGAACAGCCCGCCGGUGAUCUCCAGCAACACCGCCAUGGUGGUGAACGCGCCCUUGCCGGGGGCGCACACCGGGAGCACCAUGAGUCUAGCACAAAGUGGCCUGCCUAGUUCUAGUAGUUCUUUGCCUCAACCGCUCAACCUCGGCAUCAACGUGCCUACGAACUUCGGGGAGGCGGCGCCCGCGCAGCAGGCGGCGCUGCCGCCGACCGCCGCCGCCACGGAUCCGCAGCACCUGCAGGGGACGAUCGUAUGAUAUAACCUCAUGUGGGGGAGGAGAAUGGGGAGCUUAAGAAAUAAGUGGCUCUAGAUCCUCACUUCCACAGUAGCACCUCGGCGCCGUAGUGACGUAGAUUCCGGGCGCGGGGAUAGUCUUAGGGCGGGGAGGGGGAGGGUUGUGGGCCUUGUUGAAAAAUGUGACUGCUAAAACCGGUUUCGGGGUGAGGGUCUUGAAGACGUGCUGGUUUCGAGGAGGGUGUGGCACCAGGAGUUGAUUCGGCUUGCGAAAUAGGUUAGAGGACGAAGUGUGCCAGGAAAUGAUCCUGGUUGUUACGUAUCAUGCCUUCAGAAGUCUCUUUUUUCUUUAAUUUUUACUUCCUUAGCUUAUACUUCAUUGGACGACUGGCUACUUUUAUGUUUUCUCGACGUUUCAUGACCUCUAGAGUACGAAAAAAAUAGGUGCCCGUUUCCGGCUGUCUGUCUGUCUAUUUUAAUUUUAUAAAACAAGAUACGCCUUGACAUGUGGUUUAUGAAUUCGUGUUCAGUUUUUACUCUGGACAUUCAGAUUUUUGGAAAAAAUCAAAAUGGUAUAACAACUUACAAAUUAACUUUGAAAUUGGAAAGCCGAAUGCUCUGAAAACUUGUAAGCCUUUUGAAGCUAUCGCAAACAUACUAAAUCGUUGAUCAAAAUUUGUUCGUUUAUCUCUCUCUAAAAAAUGUUGACGUCAUUUUGCAAUUUUUACCUUUUUACCCUAGAUGUUUGGGGAAAAAAUCAAAAUUGUAUUUUACAAUUUAAUUUCGAAAAUGCAAAACCAAUUGCUUUGAAAUUUUGCAAACAUUUUAAGGUUACAGGAAGCAUGUUAUACUGUUCAUCAAAAUCCAUUCGUUUAUGGACUCCCAAAAAAAUUAUGACGUCAUCUUACAAUUCAACCGAAUAAAUGUUCUUUAAAUUUUAUUAAAUAACAUGCUUCUGUGUGUGGAUUUAUGAAUCCACUUCGAGUUUUGGAAUUUGCCUUCAAGAUUUUUGGAAAAAAAACAAUAUUUUACAAUUUUAAUAAUAAUGAAAAAACUUUCAGAGUUUAAAAAAUGUAUUUGUAGUCACUGCUACACGUGUUUCGGUACACAGUACCGUCUUCAGGCAGAAGAGAAACUGAUAUUUUACAAUUUUGCUAUGAAAUUUCAAAAACCCUAAGACUCUGAAAUCCUAGAAAUAUCCUAAGGUUAUUGGAAGCAACAUCUUAUAAUUUUGCCGAAUAAAUAUUCUUCAAAUUUAAGUGUUUUGGGGGAAAAACUGAAUGUGGUUAACUAAUUAAUCAGUCCUCUGUUCUGGAGAGGAGACAAAAUCAAAUGCAAUUUUUUUUAAUGUGAACCCUUCUCGGGGCCCCCAGUUGUUUUUUUUUUUUUAAGAAUGUGAAAAUCUUCUCGGACCCCAACUGUGAUUUUAUAGAAUGUGAAACUUCGGGAGACCCAAAUGUCUUUUUUUAAGAAAGUGAAACCUUCUCGGGGGCACCAACUGUCUGUAUUUAAGAAUCUGAAAUAAUCUGGGGAGCCUCAACUGCCAUUCUUGGGGUCCUAAAUUGUCUUUGUUUUAAAGAAUGUGAAACCUUCUCGGAGGUCUCAGCUGCCUCUUUUUUAAAGAAGGUGAAACCUUCUUGAAGGCCACAGCUGUUGUAUUUUAAGAAAGUGAAACCUUGUCAGAACCCCAACAAUUUUUAAAGAAGGUGAAACUUUCUCGGGGCCCCCAAUUUUCUUUGUUUUAAAGAAUGUGAAACCUUCUCGGGGGUUCCAACUGCCUUUUUUUACGAAAGUGAAACCUUGUCAAGAACCCCAACUAUAUUUUUUUUAGGAUCCGAAACCUUCUCGGGUCCCCAAUUAUCUUUGUUUCUGUUUUAAAGAAUGUGGAAGACUCUCGAGGUUCUAUUUUCAGAAUGUGAAAUCUUCUUGGGGCACCCAAGUUUGUUUUAAAGAAUGUGAACCUUUCUCGGGGGUCACAACUCAUUUUUUUUUAAUCUAAAACCUUCUCAGGCCUCCAAUUGUCUUUGUUUUAAAGAAUGUAAACGCUUCUCGGGGUCCCCACCUGUCUUUGUUUUAAAGAAUAUGAAACUUUCUCUUGGGUCCCAACUGCCUUUUUUUGAAGAAAAUGAAAUCUUCUCGAGGGCCCCAACUGUUCUAUUUUAAGAAUGUGAAACCUUCUUGAGGAACCCAAUUUUUUUUUAAGAUAGUGAAACCUUGUCAGAAACCCCAACUGUAUUUUUUAAGGAUUUGAAACCUUCUUGUUCACCCAACUGUCUUUUUUGUAAGGAAGAGAAACCUUGUCAGGAACCCCAACUGUAUUUUUUUAAGGAUCUAAAACCUUCUCGGGCCCCAAACUGUCUUUUCUUUUACGAAAGUGAAAUCUUGUCGGAAAUCUAAACUGUAGCUUUUUAAGGAUCUGAAACCUUGUCGGGCCCCAAACUGUCUUUUUUUAAGAAAGUGAAACCUUGUCAGAAAUUUCAGCAGUAUUUUUUUAAGGAUCUGAAACCUUCUUGGGUCUCCAACUAUGUUUGUUUCAAAGAAUGUGAAACCUUCUGGGGGCUCCCAAAUGACUUUGUUUUAAAGAAUAUGAAACUUUCUCUUAGGUCCCAACUGCCUUUUUUUUGAAGAAAAUGAAAUUUUCUGGAGGGACCCAAUUUUUUUUAAAGUUAGUGAAACCUUGUCAGGAACCCCAACUGUAUUUUUUAAGGAUUUGAAACCUUCUUGCUCCCCCAACUGUCUUUUUUGUAAGAAAGAGAAACCUUGUCAGGAACCCCAACUGUAUUUUUUUAAGGAUCUAAAACCUUCUCGGGCCCCAAACUGUCUUUUCUUCUACGAAAGUGAAAUCUUGUCGGGAAUCUAAACUGUAGUUUUUUAAGGAUCUGAAACCUUGUCGGGCCCCAAACUGUCUUUUUUUUAAGAAAGUGAAACCUUGUCAGAGAUCUCCACUGUAUUUUUUUAAGGAUCUGAAACCUUCUUAGGCCUCCAACUAUCUUUGUUUCAUAGAAUGUGAAACCUUCUGGGGGCUCCCAAAUGACUUUGUUUUAAAACCUUGAAACCUUCUUGCUCCCCCAACUGUCUUUUUUGUAAGAAAGAGAAACCUUGUCAGGAACCCCAACUGUAUUUUUAAGGAUGUAAAACCGUCUCGGGCCCCAAACACUCUUUUCUUUUACGAAAGCGAAAUCUUGUCGGGAAUCUCAACUGUGGUUUUUUAAGGAUCUGAAACCUUGUCGGGCCCCAAACUAUCUUUUUUAAGAAAAUGAAACCUUGUCAGAAAUUUCAAGUGUAUUUUUUUAAGGAUCUGAAACCUUCUCGAGCCCCCAACUACCUUUGUUCUAAAGAAUGUAAAAGCUUCUGAGGGCCCCCAACUGUCUUUGUAUUAAAAAUGUGAAACUUUCUCGGGGACCCCAACUGUUUUUUUAAGAAUGUGAAACCCCCAAUCGUCUUUGUUUUAAAGAAUGUGAAGCCUUCUCGGGGGUCCCAACUGCUUUUUUUAAAGAAGGUUAACCUUCUCGAGAGCCCCAACUGUUCCAUUUUAAGAAUCUGAAACCUUCUGGAAGGACCCAAUUGUCUUUUUUUUAAGAAAGUGAAACCUUGUUAAGAACCCCAAGUGCAUUUUUUAAGGAUCUGAAACCUUCUCGGGCCCCCAACUAUCUUUGUUUUAAAGAAUGUGAAACCUUCUCGGUGCUCCCAACUGCGUGUUUUUGGUGAAGGUGAAACCUUCUGAAGGGCCACAAGUGUUUUGUUUUAAGAAUUUGAGACCUUCUCGGGGGACCCAACUACCUUUUUUUAAGAAUGUGACACUUUCUCGGGGUCUCAACUGUCUUUUUUUUAAAAAAGCUAAAACAUUUUUUUUUUCUUACACUGUGACUAGUCUUUCUAUAUUGUUUCUACUCCAUAGAGGUUAUCACAAAAAAGUAAAAGUUUGCAAAAUCAAAUUUUAUAAUUUUGCAUUAAAGCAGGAUUUGUUGGACUGUACUUCGGGGGCGAGGGAAGUUCUGUCUAAGUAACUUUCAUCGAAUUUUUAAACAUAAAUUUAUUAUACAUGUAUGAAAAAUAUUAAAACCAUCUGUACAAAAUAAAAAUAGCUGUUGUAGAUUUCUGAGGGCGUGAUAUUCAACUAGUAUCGUUCGUCCGGGCAUUGUCGCGUCCACCUGGAUGAUCAUCGUCUAGUCAUUUUCAACCAUCACCUUUUCUAGCAGGGUCAAUCGGAAUUCUCUUUCGGCCCCGACCACUACCAUAUUUGGCCUUAUUAACUUUCUAUCAGAAAUUUAGACUGAUACGUAUGUAAAUCGUUCUUCGCCAGUCGGCCUGGCCUAGCCAAAUUUUUCUGUAACGGUUGUAGUCUCCUGGUCGUACCAAACGAACACCAGGCCUAGCUCGAAGACGUACGACUCAUCUGAAAAUCACUCUGCGUAGAAACCCACAAUGACACCACCACGGCACAAGAUUUUGGUCGAUAUUCUCUGACUUUUUUUUCAAAGACUGACUCUAGACACGUGCUUUUUGGAUGAGUGGUCCAGAUCAGUAACGCGCCGCAUAGCUCAAUAGGUUUACUAUUUGUAGUUUCGUUUGUACAUAAAUUCAACUGUUUCUUCCACGCAGGCCAAAGGCUGCUUAUCAGUAUAAUUCGUUCAGGUAUGUUGAAUGAGGGAUCAAAUACUGUAGUUAGAACUAUCUGUUGGUAAAUCCUUUGGGACUUUGGUGGUACCGGGCGGUCGGUCCGCGAGUACUCAUCUUCCUGGGUCGGUCUGUGCAUUCGUUUCUCUUUUCCAUCUUCCUGUCUGUUGAAGGCCGACCGGCCGGUACUCUACAAGAGAUUACCGUUAAAUCUCGCAUGGUGGGUACGUUUUCGUACCGCUUACCUUACUUUGGUGCACUCUUUCGUUCCAUCUUGCUUGAUUGUUUGUGGUGUUUCCUCAAUAAAUCAGAAUCAAAAUAUACGUCGAAGUGGUUAUGAGUUAGAUUUGCUUUGGUAGUUUAGUGUAAACCGUCCAUGCUAGUUUUUGUGCAUGUCGUACGACAUGUCUAGCAUCCCUGAGCUGUACUUAGACAAAGACUGUGGGUGUGGUCCAAUAACCGCGACGUAUAAAUACUAACAUAUCUAAAGAAAUAAGUGUCGUAGACAUAUAUUUUUCUAGAGUGAUGAAAUUGUGAAGGGUUUCGAAUAUAAAACCGAUGCUUUGGUACUAUUGCUUUAUUUGAAUGAUUAAAAGAGAAACGAGUCGGCCUGCGUGCCGACCGUAUGUCUUUGAUACGUUCUAAAAUAAUACUUUUUAUAUAAUUCAACUGGAUAUUGUACAUAAUGUUGUUUCAUAGUUCUCAGAGUUUGCUUACUUAAUUAUCAUAGUUAUAAAUAUUUAAUAAAUGAAUCUACAAUUACUGUUAGACCAUGUAAAGAAUAAAGAUGACUUUUAAAUUGCAAUGCACACUGCUGGCCGGAUUAAACCCGUUUGUACAAUUACAACAAUGUGCAUUCGCAAACGCACGAAUAAAUUCAUUAUUUAACAUUACAGAGUGGAAAAACCUUUACUGAAUACGCUUACAUUUGAUGUACAGUAAAGUCAAUACUGUCAUAGCACAUUAUAUACAUUGUAUUUUCAAA
Molecule: messenger RNA, 10241 nt
Organism: Zophobas morio
Lineage: Eukaryota; Metazoa; Arthropoda; Insecta; Coleoptera; Tenebrionidae
Product: potassium channel subfamily T member 1
Exons: 25
Coding region: 48-4661 (1537 amino acids)
Biological process (GO): potassium ion transmembrane transport
Cellular component (GO): plasma membrane
Molecular function (GO): intracellular sodium-activated potassium channel activity; outward rectifier potassium channel activity
Source: RefSeq, a predicted model, not a curated record